UGAUGCGGCUGUCACUGGCUCGGCGGCUCCCGGGAAGCCGCGAGUUUCCGCGGGGAGGCGGCGGCGGCCGGGCAGGAUCUGCAGCCUGCGCUGAGUCAGCACUGCUCAGCUGGCCAGCGAUGCCCUGUCUCCGUCUGCACAAAAUGACAGUGCCAGAGUCCACCAGCCCAGGAGCUCAACCUCACGCUGAAUCCAGCCUGCUGCUCUGAUGCCGAAGGGGAGGCAGGAAGUGCCACACAUCGAUGCCCCCCUGGGCUUGCCCACCUGCCUCUGGCAGUUAGCAGGGCUCUGCUUACUGCUUCCCUGGUUCCUGGGCCUGGCAGAGGCAGGCGGGCCUGAGGCCCAGCAGCCAGGGGGGCUCAGCUGGGCCGUGCGUCUGCACAGCCGGGAAGGUGAGCAGGAGGAAAAGACUAUGCAACGGCGGGCUGAUGCCCUGGCGCAGGCAGCAGGGCUGGUGAACACAGGGCGCAUCGGCGAGCUCCGCGGGCACUACCUGUUUGUGCAGCCUGCUGGACACAGGCCAGCCAUGGACGUGGAGGCUGCCCGGCAGCAGGCCGAGGCUGUGCUGGCUGGCCACGCAGAUGUGCGCUGGCACUCCGAGCAGAGGCUGCUCAGACGCACCAAGCGUAGCAUCUAUUUCAACGACCCCAAGUACCCACAGCAGUGGCACCUGAACAACCGACAGAGCCCCGGCAGAGACAUCAACGUGACAGGUGUGUGGGAGCGCAACGUCACGGGCCGAGGGGUCACAGUAGUGGUGGUGGAUGACGGAGUGGAGCACACUGUCCAGGACAUUGCACCCAACUACAGCCCAGAGGGGAGCUACGACCUCAACUCCAACGACCCUGACCCCAUGCCCCACCCGGACUUGGAGAAUGGGAACCACCAUGGCACACGCUGUGCUGGAGAGAUAGCCGCCGUGCCCAACAACAGCUUCUGUGCAGUGGGCGUGGCCUUCGGGAGCCGUAUCGCAGGUAUCCGGGUGCUGGACGGACCCCUCACUGACAGCAUGGAGGCGGUGGCAUUCAACAAGCACUACCAGAUCAAUGACAUCUACAGCUGCAGCUGGGGCCCUGAUGAUGACGGGAAGACGGUAGAUGGCCCGCACCAGCUUGGGAAGGCUGCCUUGCAACACGGGGUGAUGGCUGGCCGCCGGGGCUUCGGGAGCAUCUUCGUGGUGGCCAGUGGAAACGGGGGCCAACACAACGACAACUGCAACUACGACGGCUACGCCAACUCCAUCUACACGGUCACCAUAGGUGCCGUGGACGAGGAGGGUCGGAUGCCCUUCUACGCAGAGGAGUGUGCCUCCAUGCUGGCUGUCACCUUCAGCGGCGGGGACAAGAUGCUCCGCAGCAUUGUGACCACUGACUGGGACCUUCAGAAGGGCACUGGCUGCACUGAGGGCCACACAGGGACCUCAGCUGCAGCGCCCUUGGCAGCCGGCAUGAUCGCCUUAAUGCUGCAGGUGCGGCCCUGCCUCACGUGGCGAGAUGUCCAGCACAUCAUCGUCUUCACGGCCACCCAGUACGAAGAUCGCCAUGCAGACUGGAUCACCAACGAGGCGGGCUUCAGCCAUAGCCACCAACAUGGCUUUGGCCUGCUCAAUGCCUGGAGACUCGUGAAUGCGGCAAAGGUCUGGACCUCUGUCCCUUACUUAGCUUCCUACGUCAGCCCCGUAAUCAAAGAGAACAAGGCCAUCCCGCAGUCGCCCCGCACCCUGGAGGUCCGCUGGAAUGUUAGCAGGACCGACCUGGAAAUGUCGGGGCUGAAGACACUGGAGCACGUGGCUGUAACCGUGUCCAUCACUCACCCACGCCGCGGCAACUUGGAACUGAAGCUGUUUUGCCCCAGUGGCAUGAUGUCCCUCAUCGGUGCCCCACGCAGCAUGGACUCGGAUCCCAGCGGCUUCAACGACUGGACCUUCUCUACUGUGCGAUGCUGGGGGGAGAGAGCGAAGGGGGUUUAUAGACUGGUCGUCAGGGAUGUGGGAGAUGAGUCACUGCAGGUCGGCGUCCUCCGGCAGUGGCAGCUGACCCUAUAUGGCUCUGUGUGGAGUCCAGUAGACAUCAGGGACCGACAGAGGCUGCUGGAGAAUGCCAUGAGUGGGAAGUACCUGCAUGACAGCUUCACCCUGCCCUGCCCCCCAGGGCUCAGCAUCCCUGAGGAGGAUGGGUACACCAUCACUCCGAACACACUCAAGACCCUGGUGCUGGUGGGCUGCUUCACUGUCUUCUGGACCAUGUACUACAUGCUGGAGGUGUACCUGAGCCAGAGGAGCAUGGCUUCCAGCUCAGCCUGCAGGAAUGGGGCCUGCCGCUGGCCCCGCCGGACCCGGAAAGCCAGGGAGGAGGGCACAGAGCUGGAGUCUGUGCCACUCUGCAACCUCAAGGAUCUUCAUGGUGGGGAGGCAGAGAGCACAGACCCUGCUGCCAGCCCUGGCCUCCUGGACCCAGAGCACCUAGAAGAAGGGGCCUGGCACCCAGCCCUGAACAGCAAGGGUACUCUGGACUGCGCUCCCCAACAGUGCCCCCCAGAGCUGCUACAAGACCAGCAGGAGCAGAUUUGCUGACCCCGGAGCUUGGCCCCUUGUGAGACACGCCUCCCUUCUCCAGAUGGAAGGAACUGGGAAAGCCGUUCCCAGCCGACUGUGGGAGCUCUGGGAGAAGGGCCUCCACAGUGUCCUCCAGCUGUGCUCAGGGAGUGUAGGCCUUCUCCGGGCUCCAGGGGCAGGGGAUUGAUGCCAGAGAACGCUCUGGUGAGAGCCACAGGUCUCCCUUCAAUUCAACAGGAGCUCCUGGUGACAAGGUCUUGGACAAGGCCAUUGGUGUUCCAUUGGGAAAGGCUCCAGCCUCUAGUCUCUUGGGCAAGCAAGAAUGGAGAAGGUACCUGUUGUGUCAAGGAGAGCUUCUCACAGAGGCUUCUCGGGGUCACUUAAGAAGGAGGUGCAAGGGAAGAUGGCUGUGCCUGUCCUGAAAGCAGCUGCCUCCAUCUCCUUUCCCUCUGCUCUUGUGCAGAAGGCAGCCUGGAACAUGGCCAUGCCCUGUCACCCCAGGGGAAGUAUUGGUACGAGGGCCUAGCAGGGGUGGGGCUCAGCUUCCUGGGGCCAAGAUGCCCCCUUAGGGAAGUCGGGAAGGAGGCAGAGCAAGUGCCACUCAAGGGCCGAGAAACCCUGUCUUCCUCUGCAACCGCUCAGGGACACAGCCCUCCUCGGAGGCCAGCUGCCUGCCUCCAGGCUGGGCCUCCUCCCCUAGAACCAGCUAAUGGGCUGAUUGGAAUUUUCCUUUUAAAUGCUGAAGUUUGGGCUUACUCUUUUCACAGCAACAUUUUGUUGGCUUUUUUUUUUUCUGCACAGCUUUUCCAAAAUAAAAAUCUUCCAAACCA
Ochotona curzoniae (black-lipped pika) is the source of this 3384-nucleotide messenger RNA. It is a transcript of the gene PCSK7, whose product is annotated as proprotein convertase subtilisin/kexin type 7. The record is from RefSeq and is a predicted model, not a curated record. Gene Ontology annotation, molecular function: serine-type endopeptidase activity. Bases 209 to 2572 code for a protein of 787 amino acids. Gene Ontology annotation, biological process: protein processing. The transcript has 17 exons. Gene Ontology annotation, cellular component: Golgi membrane; trans-Golgi network. NCBI's taxonomy places the organism in Eukaryota, Metazoa, Chordata, Mammalia, Lagomorpha, Ochotonidae.